GUAUGUGUUGCUAUACAUGGAGUUGUUCGAAUACCUGCAUUCUAAUUAGAUGGUAGGAAUUCUCGCUACGCCUAUGUGGCUCCUCUUUGUGGAUCGUUGAGGCGGACCAUGUAUAUAAAGCGUGUGUACCACUCGUAUUCUCAUUCAGGUCUUGCACCCACCGAGUGUCACUAUUCUAGCAUGCCGGCUCCAAACCAAUGCUACUCCUGCGGUUCUGUCGGUCACUGGGCAAAAUCCUGUCCGUUCAUCCAAAGCCACAACUCAUUUGCCUGAUACCGUGCUCCUACCAGAGCCAGCUCAGUCUUUGCAUUCGGGGGUCCCAGGUGCCCAUCUGCAGUAUGGACCAUCCCAGCGUCCCAACGAGCCCUCCUUGCCUCGCCCAGUUUGCGAUCCAGCACCCCCGCCACUGAUGACUGCGAUAAGGCCGGCCCCUCCGGAAUCUCCGACGCCUAACAGCUUUUGUAGGACAUCAAUUUUCACAAAGUUUGACGAUGUUAUUCAGAUAGUUCGUAAGCACCCAUUUUGGCUCACCUGUCCUAUCCAGUUACAAGAUAAACCAGACCAGAUCCUGCAAGAUAUAAUUCUCGCAAAAUCGGAGGGCACGGUAAAUUCAUAUGUAUAUAAAUGUCAGCAAUUCUUUUCCUGGUUAAAAGUGAAUGGAGUCCCUCAAAUGUUGCCCGUCUCGGAACCAAUCUUGGCAACAUACCUCUCACAUGUCAAAGACCAGUCCAAUUCUGAAAGUGUUUUGGCUACAACUGUUGCUUCACUUAAAUGGUUACAUAUAUUAAUUAAUGUCAAGAUUAAUCCCCUCGAUUCUGCCAUUAUCCAGCAUAUUCUUAUCAGCGGUAGACGGCAAUUACAUCAACCCCCAGUACAAAAGCAUAGGUCCUUGUCGCAAUUUAGAAUUAUUAUCGAUUUGUUAACUGGCCCCGAUUCCUCACUCCUAGACCUGCGAAUGGCGUGUUAUGUUUCGAUUAAGUAUGCUUUGUUUCUUCGUCAUGAGGAAAUGGCGGCUAUCAAAGCUAAUCAUUUUUCUGUUCUUCAGGUGCAUAAAGGUAUUUCUGCAUUUAUUCCUAAAUCUAAAACGAUGUUUUCAGAGAUGGUCAAACCACUUACCUGUACGAUACAGAAGAUCCUUAUUCACCACUUAAAAUCCUGCGAAAAUUUAUGGAAGCCUUUGAUAUUCAAAUCGGGCAAGAUGCCUUCUUGUUUACUUCUCUCUCCUUCUCCAGCACGAAAACUUACAAGUGAGGAGCUAACAAGCCACUCAGUUACUCACGAUGCAGAGAAUUAUUUCUCCAAACGCUUAAACGUAUAGGGGUAGCUGAUCCACAUUCUUAUGGGUUACACAGUCUACGGUCUGGGGGUGCAAUUCAUUUGGCAAACAAACACGUUAUGGAGGCGUCGAUAAUGCAGAAGGGUCGUUGGAAGACAUAUCAAGCCC
This is a messenger RNA of Acanthaster planci (crown-of-thorns starfish), 1444 nucleotides long. RefSeq lists its product as uncharacterized. The record is from RefSeq and is a predicted model, not a curated record. Lineage: Eukaryota; Metazoa; Echinodermata; Asteroidea; Valvatida; Acanthasteridae.